CCCUUCGGCGAGGUGAGAGGUCAACGCUGCGCCGGUCGACCGGGGCGACAAUGGCGGGGCUCUGGGCAGGCAUCGUAGCCUUGGUCGCGGCCGGACGCCGCGGGCGGCAGCCUCCGCAACAGCUGAUGCGGAGCGCGGCGCUGUGGACCCUGAAGCAUGGUCCACAAUAUUCAAGACAGUGCUCAAUUGUGUCCCGUACUCUCAGUUCAGUGGGAUAUAAUCCAAAUGAAAAAACUUUUGAUAAAAUUCUUAUUGCUAAUAGAGGAGAAAUUGCAUGUAGGAUUAUUAAAACUUGCAAGAAGAUGGGGAUUAAGACGGUUGCCAUCCACAGUGAUGUUGAUGCUAGUUCUGUUCACGUGAAAAUGGCGGAUGAGGCUGUCUGUGUUGGCCCAGCUCCCACCAGUAAAAGCUACCUCAACAUGGAUGCCAUCAUGGAAGCCAUUAAGAAAACCAGGGCCCAAGCUGUACAUCCAGGUUAUGGAUUCCUUUCAGAAAACAAAGAAUUUGCCAGGUGUUUGGCAGAAGAAGAUGUCACCUUCAUUGGACCUGACACACAUGCUAUUCAAGCCAUGGGUGACAAGAUUGAAAGCAAAUUAUUGGCCAAGAAAGCGAAGGUUAACACAAUCCCUGGCUUUGAUGGGGUAGUAAAGGAUGCUGAUGAAGCCGUCAGAAUUGCGAGGGAAAUUGGCUACCCUGUCAUGAUCAAGGCCUCAGCAGGUGGUGGUGGGAAAGGCAUGCGCAUCGCUUGGGAUGAUGAAGAGACCAGGGAUGGUUUUAGGUUUUCAUCUCAAGAAGCUGCUUCUAGUUUUGGCGAUGACAGACUGCUAAUAGAAAAAUUUAUUGAUAACCCUCGUCAUAUAGAAAUUCAGGUUUUAAGUGAUAAACAUGGAAAUGCUUUGUGGCUUAAUGAAAGAGAAUGCUCAGUUCAGAGAAGAAAUCAGAAGGUGGUGGAGGAAGCACCAAGCAUUUUUUUAGAUACUGAGACGCGAAGAGCUAUGGGAGAACAAGCUGUAGCACUUGCCAAAGCAGUAAAGUACUCCUCUGCAGGAACUGUGGAGUUUCUUGUGGACUCCAAAAAGAAUUUUUAUUUUCUGGAAAUGAAUACGAGACUCCAGGUUGAGCAUCCUGUCACAGAAUGCGUUACUGGCCUGGACCUAGUCCAAGAAAUGAUCCGUGUUGCUAAGGGUUACCCUCUGAGGCACACACAAGCUGAUAUUCCCAUCAACGGCUGGGCAGUGGAAUGUCGGGUUUAUGCUGAGGACCCCUACAAGUCUUUUGGUUUACCGUCUGUUGGGAGAUUGUCUCAAUACCAAGAACCUAUACAUCUACCUGGUGUCCGUGUUGACAGUGGCAUCCAGCCAGGAAGUGACAUCAGCAUUUAUUAUGAUCCUAUGAUUUCCAAAUUAAUCACAUAUGGCUCUGAUAGAACUGAAGCACUGAAGAGAAUGGAAGCUGCACUGGAUAAUUAUGUUAUCCGAGAUAUUAUGUUGUCCUGGCUGGGCUUUAAUUCCUGGGCUGAAGUGAUCCUUCUGCUUCAGCCUCACAACAAGAUGGGGCUACAGGCAGGUGUUACGCAUAACAUUGCAUUACUCCGAGAGGUGAUAAUCAACUCACGUUUUGUAAAAGGAGAUUUCAGCACUAAAUUUCUCUCUGAUGUGUAUCCCGAUGGCUUUAAAGGACACACGUUAACAGAGAGUGAGAAAAACCAGUUAUUGGCAGUAGCGUCAUCAUUGUUUGUGGCAUCCCAGUUACGAGCACAGCAUUUCCAAGGACAUUCAAGAGUUCCUGUUAUUAAACCUGACAUGGGUAAGUGGGAGCUCUCAAUAAAGUUGCAUGAUGAAGAGCAUUCUGUCGUAACAUCACACCACGGGCCAGCAUUCUCUGUGGACGUUGAUGGGUCAAAACUAAAUGUGACCAGUACGUGGAACCUGGCUUUGCCCUUACUGUCUGUCAACAUUGAUGGCACUCAGAGGACUGUGCAGUGUCUUUCUCGAGAAGCAGGUGGAAAUAUGAGCAUUCAGUUUCUUGGUACAGUGGAUUCAGAGGUCGGUCCUCAGAGUACCAGUUGAGAGGUGUGGCAAGGAAGUUGAAAACUGGAGACUUUGGAUUCUGAAGUUGGUCACUUUUAUUCUGCUGCUUUGAAGUCUUAAAUCUCUUACAUAAUUGUAAAUAUUUUGCUUCCUUUCUUUAAUUCUGUUUGGAAUUGUCUAGUUAUUGCUUCAAUAAUGCAGUCCAUAUAUUGUAUCCCAUAAUAUAUCCCAUCUGUUUGUGUAUAAAGGGCAAUUUACAGGGUAGUGAUGGAGGGUACCAGCUUUAGAGUCAGGCAGAUACUGAUUUAUUGACUAUUUGAUUUAGCCUCAUUUACUCUUUGUCAGCACUGUUUCCUGGUCUGUAAAAUACCAUCUACCUUGUUGGCUAGGGUGAGAAUCAAGUGGGGUAAUGCAUGCAUAACACCUAAGUAGAGUUCUUGGCACCACGUAAUCACUCAGUAGCUCUAACUAGCAUUGUGGAAAGAGUACACCCAAGAGUAAAGUCUUAUUUCCCUUUUUGAGACAGGGUCCUAGGAACUUUCUAGUUGCCAUAGCUGUUUCCUGCAGGUAACUAAUUUAGAUCUAGAGUAUCUUUAGUUCCUAUCUGAAACUCAGUAAGCAAGAAAAUACCACAAAAUGUUAUUUUAUUUUUUGCAUGCUUAUGAUUUGAUAUACUUUGUACAACUUCUGUUUUCAGUGAUAAGUAUAAUUUCUGCUGCAUCGAAACUGAGUGUUAAAUAUCCAUGGCCUGGGCCUGGGAUUGUAGCUCUGUGGUAGAGCCCUUGUCUGGCAUGUGUGAGACUCUUCGUUGGAUCCCCAGCACCACCUUUUAAGUACCUGGGACUGACUGAACGCAGGGCCUUCACACUGAGUUAAAUCUCUAGCCCAUUUUUUGAGUCAGAUAAGUCGCCAAAUAGCCCAGGCUGGGAUCAAACUUUUGAUCCUCCUACUAUAGCCUCUGAGUGCUAAGAUUAAAAGAAACCUUGAAAAUGGCUAUGAGGCUGUUCUAUUAGUGCAUGUGAGAGAAGGCUGGGUUUUAGAGUGAGAUGGUGAUCAUACAAA
This is a messenger RNA of Heterocephalus glaber (naked mole-rat), 3092 nucleotides long. RefSeq names its product propionyl-CoA carboxylase subunit alpha (gene Pcca). Gene Ontology annotation, cellular component: mitochondrion. Gene Ontology annotation, molecular function: propionyl-CoA carboxylase activity; metal ion binding; ATP binding. Lineage: Eukaryota; Metazoa; Chordata; Mammalia; Rodentia; Bathyergidae. The record is from RefSeq and is a predicted model, not a curated record.